Babesia bovis T2Bo is the source of this 571-nucleotide messenger RNA. RefSeq lists its product as uncharacterized. Bases 113 to 412 code for a protein of 99 amino acids. NCBI's taxonomy places the organism in Eukaryota, Apicomplexa, Aconoidasida, Piroplasmida, Babesiidae. The transcript has a single exon. The record is from RefSeq and is a predicted model, not a curated record.
GCAGCCGAUCACAAAUCAACUCUGCUUAAUUCAAACAAUUGUACUAUAAAUUAUAUAGAAAAGAUGUAUUCGAUAUGUUGAUUAACCGGCUCAACAUCAGAAACCCUUCCAAAUGUCUCCACAACACGCCUUGCAACUUCACAAGGAGACAGACCAUAGACAGCCAAAUGAAAAACAACCAGUAUGUUUCCAAAACUACGUUUUUAAAUUUAAAUCAAUAAAGAAUUCAUUUGCUAGUCGCCUUACAUGUGUAGAACCCGUAAGGACCAGGUAUGAAGCACUGAAAAGGCAAACAUCCCUGAUCCAUGACCUGAAGUCAACCGUAAGCAAAGUACACAAGAACAAUUAUACACAUGUUAAAAUGCAAAUUAAUAACCAAUGCUAUGCAAUUUCCGCAAACGUCUUCAAGUAGAUAUUACUGCAUUUGUAAGUGGAAAUGGUUUAAGCAUGCCCAUUUGCUGACGCGGAGCACUUAUGAUCAAUAUCCACGAAAAGCCAUAGAGACACCGGGGAUUUGUUCCAUCAUGCCCUGGUGUAUGCUUUUGUGUAUUAAAUACACAUAUUUAAAAGG